AUGGCCGCAAACCAAAAUCAGCUCGAAUUUUUUAGGGUUUUAGGAGGUAACAACUUCAAGACAAGACAAGAAAACUUUCAGUUGCUCGUGGCUACUCAUCAAGAACUCGGGGACGACAACGAGUUGGUAUCGCCCAAGGUCUUCAGGAGCAUAUAUGACGACCACCUAAUACCGCUCCUUGACGCUCGCACCUUCAUUGUCCAGGAGCUAAGCUCUAUCUGGGGCGUGUAUGGGGUCCUGCCUGCAGAGUUCGACAACGAAACCUCGGCGAAGAGAGAGGAGCUAAAAGCGACAGGUGAAGCAGCUGUAGAUGCCAGGAACAGUCACGAUAGCCUGAUAAAGGAAAUUGUUGCUGUCACGGUGGUGUGUGCAGAGCGUGUGAAUUGGAGCAAGCACAAGAACGAUGACUACCAACAUGAGCUUUUGAAAUGGGUGAUAGAGAAGCAAGCUCGUCUCACCGGCUCCAUCAGCGACCCGAACAAUUCUAUAAUCAGAUCGGAGUUAGAGGCUGUACAUAGCCCUUUAACAAAAGGGUUUGCAGCACUGUCGAAGAAGUUGUCUAUCCAGGCUGAGAAGAAGGGAAACUCUACCAUCAUCAAAAUACAAACGAAAAAACUAACUCUCAACAAGUCGUCGACUUCAUCAAGUCCCCCCCUAAGACUCAGAGCUGAAAAAGAAGAGGACUCAAACGAUGAUGGUUUGAAGCACCUGUUGAGUGAACUGGAUAGUGUCAAUGGUGAUGACGAUGGUAAUAAUGGAGGACCGUCAAAAAAACCGAAGUUGGACGUUCCCAUCGGUGAGUGGUGGGGACCGAGAAAAUCGAAACUCAGCUGCACCAAUACUUUUUUUGAUGUGGUCCGCGAGUACAAGGCGUACCUUGCGAAUCCUACACAUCCAUCACACAGCAGGCCCUAUAUCGAGGCACUAAUUGUUUACUUGAGGCGAGCCCUUGUAGAAUGCGGCAAGGACGAUCAAACUUAUAAGAUACUCAUGAAAGAUGAAUGGAACUUCCGUGACGAGACCUUGAAAGUUUGUGCAGUUCCGACGGUGCUACGACCUGGUGCCACUGAAGCGAACUACCGUCUAGGUAUGAAUGGGUUUACCGGGCUAAACGACUUCAAAAGAAUGCUCGGCGGCGGAUUGACCGAUUACGAGUUGGAAGAGACAAACCAUUUGCCAGAAGCCCAAGGCAUGUUGGCAUUGGCGCAUGCAGCUAAGAUCGGGGAUAGGCAUACCCUACGCGGUGGUGCCGCCGAUGGCAAAGAUGGCCAGGAAGAAAGGCUGCGUAAAGCCAUUCGGACAGCCACCCAACUCCGUUUCCGUGAUCCUGUUACCCUCUGGGAGCAAUUGGUAGAAGAUGCAACCUAUCCUGCCGGCGUAUUUGAUGCUCGUGUCAAAGAAGUGCGACCUCCCAUGACAGAUCCCAACCGCAUAGGUCAACCAAAACCAAUGUCAUUUUUCAGGGAGAUGAUGUCCAAAGUCGUAGACACCAAGGAAUGGAACAAAGCUCAAGGCGUUUUCGAUCUAUUCUCGGUCGAUGAGUUGCUCGAUAAGUAUAAGAAAUUCAUUGAAAAUUCAAAAGAAAAAGCCAACGCUUUCUUGAACGAAGAUGACAGGCUUUUCCCUCACGAGCCAAAACUUAAUGAAGCUGGGGGGAAGGAUAAACCGAAACGUCGAUACGGGAACCUUCGAGAUAAAGAUUUCGCGAAGUCCAUAGGGUAUGCUUUCCGCGCUAGAAUGUUUCAGGUUCUUCGUUUCUCGUUGACAUGGCGCGCAUACAUUUUGGGCUUUCGCACUUUGCGAGAUCUGUUGAUGGAAGAGAAAGCGCUCUUGCAAAUUUGGGACGAUCACGAAGCACUAUACAUGGAAUGGGAGAAUUGUAGGUGGUUCACUCUCUCGAACGCGCAAGAGAUCUCUCGCUUAGAGAACCGCUACGCGGCACGAGAACUUCUGCGCAAGGUAUGGGUGAACGAGAUAAAAGGCAUUGACACCGCUCUUGAGAACUUGAGGAAAUACCCAAAUUGCUAUGACGACGCAGGCAAGGGUCUUCUAUCAGCGCAGUUCUCGGAUGAAUCGGGUCUCGCUACUCUACUAGAUUCAGGUCUGUUGGACAAACCAGAAUAUAAAACACACGCCAAUAAACAAGUCUACGGAGAGGCCAAUGACGCCAACAUUCUCAGAGGUGUCCAGAGCCCUAUGGAUUACAACAUAGAUACUGAUGUGGAGGAACAGGCCUACGAUAAUAGUAAGCCCCUCGAUCUCGACGCAUCCCGUCGGUUCCUAGAAAAGACACUUGCGGUCUAUGAGAAGAGUCUUGAUAAGGCGAUGCGGGCAAAUAACAACUUGGAUGAUACCGACCCAGGUAAUGCGGCAAUCAUGCAAAAGAACAACAUCGACAUCAUGGCGACACAACAGGUCAUCUGGUCUUUAAAGACUGAACUUCAUAACUUGAACCGUUCGCUGGAUCCUCUUUCAGAAGAUAGUGUAGGCAAGGGCGCUGCGCUGAAAUGGAAAGUCGAUGAAGGGGAUUAUUGGAAAAAUAUUAAACCACUUCCAAGGAAAACACCAUUACCCCUUAGAGUCAAAAGCCUUGGUCUAGGAUUCAUGCCCGGUGAACACCCAAAACCUGACCAUCCUGCUCUUCUCUUGGGUUGCCCUCCAGGCUUCGCUAAAGGAGGAGUCGUGGACGAGGGGGAGUAUUAUCUUCCUGCGGACAAUAGCCUAUCUAACAAAUCAAAUAAGGAUAUAAGCCACUCGAACUACGACGGCUGGAACGAGUUCCUUGAAUCACAUCGGGUUGCUUGGGGAAAUGAACAGGCCACUGGUACUGCACUGUUAAGUUGGGAUGAAUGGGUCGAUGCGGCGUAUCGUGCCCUGCGAAGCAGCACAGCGAGCAUUAGAGCUAUGUUCGAUGACGAUAGCCCUUACAAGACGGACAUGAAUCUUCUACAGCAUGUUCAAGACGCGUACCACAAUCGUUUCAACUCAAACCAGGAUCACGACUCGAUGAGCUGGCGGAAGCGAGAGAUGAAUAGACGCGCGCUUCUUGAAGGAUUUGCUGCCGAAAUCAAUUCGUUCUUUGUGAAGAAUAUGCUUCCACAGUCAUUUCCAAGAGUAGGGGUUUUGCCUUCGGCUAGCCCCAUAGCCCAAUUGACUCCCUAUACUAGCUAUCCCAACAUGAGCUCUCCUAUGACGAGCCCACCCAAGAAGGACGAGGAAACCUUUUCAAAUCUACGAGCAUACCUGAAGGCAAAGAAUGAGGCCGAGCUGAAGAUGAAGAAGAUCACUAGAUUGGUGAGCAAGGGUGAGCCAUUGAGCCAGAAGCAAAAAGACUCCCUAGCUGCAGCAAAGCAAUCAAGGAAGAAGUUCGUGACACUGUACAAAAAAUUGCGAAGCAGUUUAGGUGCGGCAGCGACGGCGCAAGCGGAUGCCAUAGAACAAGAAGAGAGUGCUCUGCACAAUCAGGAUAUCAAGACAGCUGAGGCGCUUGCAGAUGCAAAGAUAAAUAAAAAUCAAAUCUCGCCAACCACAGAGCUAGAAGACAUUAGUAUCGAAGGGAUACUCGCCGGGAUGAGGAAGAAAACGACGCCAGCUGUAGUCACGAAACCUGCUCCAACUCCUAAAUCCGCCAAGACUCCCCAAUCCACCAAAAAAACACCAAUACAGCAACCCAAACCUGCUUCUUCUCAUGUAGAAGCGUUGAAAAAGUCUGCGGAGUAUCUUGCGGAGGCUCGUGUACUACUGCGCACCCUACGGGAAAAAUAUAAUGAAGCCGUGGAUGCGGAAGAAGCAGCGGAGACGGCUGCGGACACCCGAGACGACCCCGACUUGGAUGAUAUCCUUGACUUCGCAUCGGGAGCGGCCAUCGAAGCCGGAAAGGAGUACACAGAGAGCAAGAUAAACAUUCGGCUUAGGGCGCAGGCAUACAUAUGCCAGCGACAAUGGAAUGCCCCGGCCGAGACAGCUGAGGAGCUCAGGGAGAGGUACAACGACCUGAAUCAGGACCCCAAGUACUGGAUCGCCGAUAUAAUCUGGGAUAAGUCCUGGACGCCGAACGUGAAUUUCGCAUACUCAACCUGGAUAAAUAACGUCAUUAUACUCAUGCACGAGGCGUACAAGGCCGUCAACAUCAACUCGGGACCCGCGUAUUUCAAGACUUUAUACGAGCAUUUCUGGGCCUGUCCCGGCAACACGCUGGAGAAGAAGCGCAAGGUCUGGCUGUACCUCUUGAUCACAGAUUACAACUCGCGGCUCGACAAGAACAACCUCAGCCAUAAGAAGUUCGUCACGCCGCCGUCGAGGCCCCCCGCGGAUUAUUUCCGCCCUACGCUAUCGAGGGACGAGCUCCUCAAUCAGAAGAACGCUGAAGUGGAAGCUGCAUUGAAAGCGGCGAAAGACGAAACCCUAAAUCCAUUCAGCCACGAUAUCAUCGCCGAAGAGAAUCUGCUACAGCAAUUCUCGCUAGCCCCGGCGGAUGCCAUACAGAUGAGCGUCAGCCCCUCCCCGUUCCCGCAGCUGAGCGAUGACUCGCCGUUUCAACGGCAGCUUCAACGGCAGCAGCUUACGGUCCAGCAGAGAGACGAGGAGCUCCAGGAGCAACUCCAGAGCCUCGCCGUGAGAUCCCCAUCGCCGCUCGCGGUCGCCAGCCCGUCACUUCCGUUCCGCUCCACGUCCAGUUCCCAGACGAAUAAGACGGGGACGUCGAACAACCUGGGGCUCAAUCUGGACAAGAUCCUCGGUCUGGGGCCAGGGGCAAGGGAUCCAGCGCUCUCCUCCGGCAAGCCGACUCUAACUCCGUCAUCUAUCCCCCCCCGGCCUCAUUCCCCAACAGCAUACACAGAAGACGUCGAGAUGGACACGCCCUUUCCCACGCCAUACCCCUUCUCCCCCGCACCCGUCGGCCUCGGGCCCAUCAAGAUCGUCCUCAAAAAGCCAUCCGGCACCGACACCGCGAGCCAAGACGGGCGCUUCACGGCGGCGCUGAAAUCCGCCAGCGGCCUCUGGGAGUCCUCGGGCGGAGAAGACACGCCCAUGGUAGACUCCGACGAUCCCGUGCCGAAGCAAGCGGGGAGCACGAACGACGCCUGGCCCGAGUUGAAAGGGAUGAUUUCGACGACGUGGAUCUCUUGCGUCGCGUUCGAGGCGCUGCGCCAGAAGCACGGGGACAGGCGAGGGAUGUCGCGGGCGACGUACCAUCCCGACUGGCCCAGGCCGGUGAGGGUGAACAAUGGGAUCGACGCCGAGUACUAUUGUCUAUAA
Xylaria bambusicola is the source of this 5259-nucleotide messenger RNA. RefSeq lists its product as uncharacterized. The transcript is spliced from 2 exons. The coding region runs from base 1 to 5259 and encodes 1752 amino acids. NCBI's taxonomy places the organism in Eukaryota, Fungi, Ascomycota, Sordariomycetes, Xylariales, Xylariaceae. The record is from RefSeq and is a predicted model, not a curated record.